Messenger RNA from Gadus morhua (Atlantic cod), 1286 nucleotides. RefSeq names its product LRAT domain containing 1 (gene lratd1). The transcript is spliced from 2 exons. Gene Ontology annotation, biological process: cell motility; cell morphogenesis. NCBI's taxonomy places the organism in Eukaryota, Metazoa, Chordata, Actinopteri, Gadiformes, Gadidae. Bases 288 to 1076 code for a protein of 262 amino acids. The record is from RefSeq and is a predicted model, not a curated record.
CGCAAAGGGCGUAGGUCGACGUUUAAGGGCGGAGCUCUCCUUGGUACUUAAAACGGAGCUGGAGCCGGACAAACAGUUGCAUUGCGCGCACGACAGAGGACUUGGAGAGAUCUCUUGGAGCGUGGAUAGAGCGUGGAGACCUUGCGAGAAGACAAGGGAACACAAAGAGUCGCCACAGGGAGAGCAAGGGGGCGCCAUGGCACUCAUGGACCUGAGGGAUCUUUAACCAUUCGUCCUGGGAACAGCAAAGACACCGCAUUCCAUGCCUCUGUUUUGCCAGGUCAUUGAUGGGAAAUCAACUGGAUCGGAUCACCCACCUAAACUACAGCGAGCUGCCCACGGGGGAUCCGUCCGGGCUGGAGAAAGACGAGCUUCGGGUCGGCGUCGCCUAUUUCUUCUCUGACGAAGAGGAGGAGGUGGACGACCGCUCUCCGUCAGACUGCGGCUUCACCAAGGACCACAGCCCGGGCGAGGAGGGGCCCUUGACCGUCAGCGAGGUGGAAUACUCCGCCUUCUGCUCCCAGGAAUGCAUCUUCUCCAAGCUCCGCGAGAACGAAGACCUGCACGUGUACUCGGACAAAACUUUGCUGACUAUGUGCAAACCGGGGGACCUGCUGGAGCUCGUGGCGGCCGCGCAGGCGCCGCACUGGGCCGUCUACGAGCAGAACGACCAGGUCAUCCACUUGCACAAGGGCGAGAUCCGCAAAGACAGCCUCCUGGAGGUCAGCGGCGGCCGCCACGGCAGGAUAGUGAAUAACCGCUACCGGUUCCGACCGCUGCCAGCGGACCUGGUCAUGCAGAACGCGGCCGGCCACCUGGGCCUGAACAGCGGGGAGAUAUGCUGGACCAACUCGGAAAGUUUUGCCGCCUGGUGUCGCUUCGGGAAGCGGGAGUUCAAAGCCGGGGGCGAGGCGCACUCGGCGGAGCAGCAGUAUUUUCUCAAGGUGCAUGUGUCGGGCAGCGGGGUGCACACGCUGGUGUUUCGCAGCUUGGAGGACAUGAUACGGGAACGACGGCGCGUGGACGCGAGUGGAAUUCUCAAAGAGCUUUCUUUGGUGCACGGGGGACAUGAGUGAAUUUGGGAUUCCGUGUGAUGGGCCCCCUCUCCUCUCUCCUCGCUCUCUCCUCCUCCUCUUGCCUUUUCUCGUCGACGCGCCGCACGACACACGUGAGCGCGCAGACUGCCCAGAAAGACAAAAACAAACACGAGGCUACACUCGCGCGCGCUUACGCACACGCAUACACGCGCUUACGCACACACACACACACACACACACACACACACA